This is a messenger RNA of Caenorhabditis elegans, 2595 nucleotides long. It is a transcript of the gene gpa-16, whose product is annotated as Guanine nucleotide-binding protein alpha-16 subunit. Gene Ontology annotation, molecular function: GTP binding; GTPase activity; guanyl nucleotide binding. Gene Ontology annotation, cellular component: cell periphery. Bases 5 to 1078 code for a protein of 357 amino acids. Gene Ontology annotation, biological process: G protein-coupled receptor signaling pathway; adenylate cyclase-modulating G protein-coupled receptor signaling pathway; signal transduction. The record is from RefSeq and is marked reviewed. NCBI's taxonomy places the organism in Eukaryota, Metazoa, Nematoda, Chromadorea, Rhabditida, Rhabditidae. The transcript has 8 exons.
CGCAAUGGGGUGUAUUAUGAGCCAGGAGGAUGAAGCAGCGAAACGAAGAUCCAAGAAGAUUGAUCGAUUGCUCAAAGAAGACGGCGAGAACUCAAUGCGAACCAUCAAGCUUCUGCUCCUGGGAGCCGGCGAGUCUGGAAAAUCGACGAUUUUAAAGCAGAUGCGUAUCAUUCACGACGUCGGAUAUACGACUGAAGAGAGAAAAGUGUUCAGAGGCGUCGUUUAUGGAAAUAUUAUUUUGUCUCUCAACGCCAUCAUCCACGCUAUGGAGCAGUUAAAAAUCAGCUUCACCACACUCGAUCACGAAUCAGAUGCCCGAAAGCUUCUAAUGUUCAGCACAACAGGCGAAGAGGAUGAGCUGCCCGAAGAGCUCGUCGUGCUCAUGAAGAGUGUUUGGUCCGAUUCGGGAAUUCAGAAAGCGCUCGAAAGAUCACGCGAAUAUCAGCUCAACGAUUCGGCCGGCUACUAUCUGAGCCAACUCGACAGAAUUUGUGCUCCUAAUUACAUUCCCACACAGGAUGACAUUCUCCGCACAAGAAUCAAGACAACAGGAAUCGUGGAGACGCAGUUUGUCUACAAAGAUCGCCUAUUUUUGGUUUUCGACGUUGGCGGACAGCGAUCCGAACGAAAAAAGUGGAUUCAUUGCUUCGAAGACGUGACGGCACUCAUUUUCUGCGUUGCACUGUCAGAAUAUGAUAUGGUUCUUGUCGAAGAUUGUCAGACGAAUCGAAUGCGAGAAUCGCUAAAACUGUUCGACUCGAUUUGCAACAAUAAAUGGUUUGUCGAGACGUCGAUUAUUCUAUUUCUCAACAAAAAAGACUUAUUCGAAGAGAAAAUCGUUCGAUCUCCACUCACACACUGCUUUCCGGAAUAUACGGGCGCCAAUAAUUACGAAGAAGCUUCUGCGUACAUUCAACAACAGUUUGAGGAUAUGAAUAAGAGGACUACUGGAGAGAAAAAUCAAGAAAUCUACACCCAAUUCACAUGUGCCACCGACACUAACAACAUUCGAUUCGUUUUCGAUGCCGUCACCGACAUUAUCAUUCGAGAUAACCUCCGCACGUGCGGGCUCUACUAAAUUUUUCCGCUAAAUUUUAAAUUCCGUUUUUUCCCCCCAAAAUCCCCUCCCAGACAUUUUCCGGUAUUUAUGUAUUGACCACACACAACUCUUCUCUCCCGUCUCCGCUGUUCAAUGCUACGGUUAUUCUCUUUUUUUUUCUUUUUUUUUCCUGAAAUUCCAAGGGUGUCGUUGAAAAUCGAAAAAUUCGAAAAAUUUGGGUUUUUUAGAGGAAAAGCCAAAAAUUCAAUUUUUUUUUCGAUUUUUAUUCCGGAAAAUUCGAAAAAUUUCGAUAUUUUUUAAAUUUUUUACAAAAAAUUCGAAAAAUUUGGAUUUUUUCAGGAAAAAGCCAAAAAAUUACAAUUUGUGUUUAAAAAAACGAAAAAAAAAACCAAUUUUUCUGAUUUUAAUUCCGGAAAAAUCAAAAAAUCUCGAUUAUUUUCAGAAAAAUUCGAAAAAUUUGGGGCUUUUUCCAAAAAAGAAAUCGUAAAAUUUCGAUUUUGUCCAGGAAAAAUCGAAAAUUUAAUGUUUUCUUUUUUGGCUUCUUCCGGAAAAUCCAAAAAUUUUGAAUUUUUUGGAUUUGUUUUCAGAAAAAUUGGAAAAAUUUGGAUUUUUCAGGAAAAAGCCUAACAAUUUCAAAUUUUGCUUUAAAAAAACUUUAAAAAAUUGAUUUUUGAGGAAAAAACGAAAAAUUUCGACAUUUUUUGAUUUUUUUUUUACCGAAAAAAAAAUUGAUUUUUUCCAGGAAAAAGCCAAAAAUUUUCAAUUUUUAAGGAAAAAUUCGAACAAUUUUGAUUUAUUGAUUUUUUAUUACGGAAAAAUCGAAAAAUUUGGGUUUUUUAGAGUGAAAAGCCAAAAGUUCAAUUUAUUUUUCUGGAGAAAUCCAAUUAUUUCAAUUUUUGAAUUUUUUCAAGAAAAAUAAAAAAAUGUCGAUUUUUUCCAGAAAAAUCGAAAUUUUUCGUUUUUGAAUGAAAAAAAAUUUUUCCUUCAAUUUUUCCUUUAAAAAAAAUAAAUAAAAAUGUUCGAAUUUCCAUGAAAAAAAGUCAAAAAAAUUCAAAAUUUUCCAUUUUCCCUGACAAAAAAAUCAAAAUUUUCCGAUUUUCCUAAACCAAAAUCCCAAAAUUUUCUGAUUUUCCAAUUUUCUCUGAAAAAUCGAAUUUUUUGCCGCACACCCCUGGUUUCACGUGGUGGUCAGGUUGUCUCAUUGCGGUUUGUGAUCUACAAAAAAUGAGGGAAUCUUUCCUCCCCCGGGAAAAUCUGACGUCAGCGCACUCGUGUAACCAUGCGAAAUCCUCUGCUGAAAAGUCUGCGUCUCUUCUCCCGCAUUUUUUGUAGAUCAACGUGUAGAUCAAUCCAAAAUGACACCUUGACACCACGUGCCUAAGCCCAAGCCUAAACCAAUCCAUUUUACCGGUAUAUCUCUACAACCUUUCACUGUCUGAAAUAUCGCGUCAUUUUAUAUUAUUAUUAUUAUUGUAUUCGCUUAAACGACAACAAUUCCCCCAUUUGAUUCAAAAAGUAAACAUUUCCGAACUUUU